CCAUCAUGGCCGAUGAGAUUAUUCAAAAUGUAAGCUGAUAUUUAACACUAAAAUGCAAUUGUAAUGUUUACAGCACAAAUGAGUAAUGGAUGACACGGGCUGAAACUUGUUAAUAAGAGUAAUAUUGUAGCUAAAAUGGAAGAACCAUUGAUUGAAAAGACACCUCCUGUUAAAAACUCAACAAAACGGCUGAAGAAAAAGAGUGGUCUAGCAAAAUUGGUAGAGAAAAGAAAAAUAGCAUUAUUAUCAGAUGCUGAAAGUGAGUUUGGCUCAGGUGCAUCGAUACAGCGACCCAAUAGUCAUGCUACAACAAAACAGUUAGAAAAGGUGGAAACAGUAUCAAAAUCUGAGACAAAUGGUGAAAAUGUGGAGUUUAUUCUGUGCUCAACAAAAGAUCCUAGUACUAUCAUUGUUCACAGAGAUAAGCCAAGGCCCAAACCUAGAAAACGAGCUAAGAGCAGUGAACAAUGCAAAUCAGAUGUGGAUAUGGAUGUGGAUGAAGGCUUUGAUCAUGAUAAGAAAGUAACUGAGGACAAUUUGAAAGGUUCCCAAACUGACUCGACUCUACAUAGAUUAAGAAAUCUGAGGAUGGCCACAGAAAGGUCUGAAUCUGUUGAAUCUCUGAAAAGUAGUCCUUUUAUACCAAAACCUCCUUUAACACCUCGAUCCUCCAGAGGCUCAUCAAAGGGAGAGAAAAGAAUCCGUGAUCCGUCAUCAUCUGGAGAGGAGGCAGAUUCACAUCUUAAAAAGAGCUUAUUCUCUACCAGUCCCAAGAAAGAGACAAACCUUGUGCAUAAUUCGGGUUUUAUUUUGUCAUCUACAUCAGAGAAAUCUCAAGAAAACAGCAAAAAGUUCUUCACUUCGCAGAAAGAGUCAACAAAAAAGAGUUGUACCGCUGAAAAUACUUUAGAUAGCUUUGGAACAAAUAACUCGGCAUUUACUGGAACUCUUGGAUCAAUAUCUGAUCUCCGGGUCAUUGCUGGGGAAUAUAAAAGUAUUCUGGAAAGUGACUUGUCUCAAAGCAGUAUUUUAAAGGAAGAUGAUGCCUCACACAAACCUGUGAAAUUUUUGCCUCCAGUAACACCUAACACCAGACCACCGCCUCUACCAAAUAGCUUUUCUUCCAAAGUUUUAAGAACAGCUUACAAAAGUGACCCCAUGUAUAGUGCUAAAACUGUUCCUAAUGCUUCGGAAUGUGGCACUCACAGUACCAUCGACAACUUGUCACAGAGAUCUUUUGCUUCCACUAGUGUUCUUCAAGUUAUUACUAUUAAGGAAGCAAGGAUGAGGAGUUAUCUUAAUGGUAACAUGAGCUCAGCAUCAUUGCUUGGAUCAGAUGAACUUGAUCGAUACUUUCCUGACAGACGACUUCAUGUAUUUGUUGGGUCAUGGAACAUGAAUGAAAUUAAGAAUGCUCCUCCUCCAGAGAGCUUGAAUGAUUUCCUGCUACCAGAAUCAAAUGACUAUGUGCAGGACAUCUACUGCAUUGCCACACAGGAGAAUGGAAUGUCAAAAAGUGAAUGGGAGAUUAGGCUACAAGAGACACUUGGACCAUCCCAUGUCAUGUUUAAUUCCGUCACCCACGGAGCCUUGCAUCUUGCCAUUUUUAUACGCAGAGAUCUCAUAUGGUAUUGUUCAGCCCCGGAAGAGGACAGUGUCUCAACACGAGCAUUGACAAUGGUUAGGACUAAAGGUGCUGUUGCCAUGUGUUUCAAAUUUUUUGGGACAUCAUUUCUCUUCAUCAACUGUCAUUUUACUUCUGACAUUGACCGUAAGAAGGAACGUUUGAAUGACUACAAUAAAGUUAUUGAUGGAAUUAAUCUCCCUAAGGCUUCAGGAUCUUCCCCAGGAACUAGUCAGAGUGAUGUCACAUCAAAGUUUGACUGUGUGUACUGGUGUGGAGAUUUGAAUUUCCGAUUAGAGCGAAAGAAAGUGGCUGUUGAAGGUAUGGUCUCGCACAUAGAGACACAAGAAUUUCCAAACUUUGAGACUCUUCUUGGGGGAGACCAACUUAGCAAAAUGAUUGUUGAAGAUAAAAUAUUCCAGGGCUUCCAGGAAGGCAGAAUAAAUUUCCGUCCAACCUACAAGUUUGAUGUAAACACGGACACCUACGACACAUCACACAAAAACAGAAUUCCUUCCUAUACUGAUCGUAUUUUGUUCCGCUGCAAGAAAAAGAAUACAAUCUCAUGUGUCCAUUAUGAUGCUGUGACCAGUGUUAAGGUGUCCGACCACAAACCAGUGUUUGCCGUGUUUCAGACAGUAAUCAAGCCUGGCAAGGACACUUUCAGUUUGGCACCUGGUCAUUUUGACAGAGCAGUGUACACAGAAGCAAACAAGAGACGUGCACGUAACAUGAUGGAGAACAGGCAACUCAACACCAAACACAGUGCUUUGUGUUCCAUACAAUGACAAUAAAAACGACAGUUGAAACUAUCGCAGUUUUAGACGAAUCCUGCAUCAGAUAACCGUGAAACAGUGUCAAUUAUGGGCAUUUGUUUUUGUAAUGUCUGUCAAAAAAUUGAAAGAAAUAUUUAAUGACACCCAAACACUUGAAAAACAAAACAGUAUUUUCACAAACAUAUAAAGCAUAAUCAUUUUUUUUGCUACAUUUUUAUUUUUUAAAGUGUAGACUUGUAUUAUACCCCACCUCUCCACAUUUGGUUUGUACUCGUAAAAAUGUUGAUAAUUGUGAACUUGGUUAAAAAUUGCAUAUUAGUGCUUAAAUCUACAAAACCAGUAAAUGACAGAUAGCGACAGACUUAUCCUGCAGCCAUCAGUUGUGUUGGUAGAUAAUGAUUGAUCAAAGUAAAGUGAUGAACUGCUACAAGUAAAUCAUUCAGAGUCCAUGGCGAAUUCUACUUGUCAGGCCCUAUUGCUUUCAUCAUUCUUACUUUCACAGUAUAACUGCAACAUCCUACAUGUUAAAGGAACGCUAAAUUAUGGCUUUUUGACUGCUACAUAGUUUCAUCUAAUACAAUUUUUUUACAUCAAUAAAAAAAAUGGCAUAUUUAAUUAAAUGACACUUUCGCUAUUUAGUAGACGCAACCAUUGUUUUAACGUUUAACAAUGAGUGCCACCAUGUGAGCAGGCAUCGUAUUAGUUCUGUGAUGUUUACAUCACCUUGUCUGUCAGUCCAGACUAUGGUCAGUAUAGUUUGGUCCCAGUGUUUUUCUGACAACAAACACUUCGAUUUCAGACAGCAUAAAUGGACAGUGGCAACAUAAAUACCUACUUGUAUUGUUCGGUUGUCAAUGCACUACCGUUAUCUGGAAUACACACCUAGGGGUUUUUUCCCCAGACAAACAGGGAUUUAUCAUCUCAUUGUUACUCGCUAGUUUUUUUGGUUGGGUUUUGCUUUCUAGCAGCUGUAAACACAGGUUCAAAGUCGAUCAACUGCAGUAUAUUGCCCAUAUAUGUUUUUGUUUCUUCCUAACAAAUUCAAUACAAUAGCUGUUGAUUGAGAAAUUGCUCAGAAUCUGUUUGUUUUUGUUAGGGGCUUUGUUGUGUUUUGUAUAAUGCAGGUCAAGUAAUCAUAUUCCAGCAGUCAUGUAGCAUUCACUUAUGGGGGAGACAUUUUCUUUAAUUUUGGUUGACUUUGUUUUUUUUGUUUUUUUUAAAAAUACAUUUAUUGAUGUAAGAACUUUGGAUAGGCAUCUCCAUAAAAUAGUAAUAAAUUCUGGUCAAGCACUUUUUUAUUUUUAAAUACAUAUAUUGAUGUAUGAACUUUUGAUAGGCAUUUUUCCAACAAAGAAUGCUUAUUUUUCAUAAUACUCCUCCUUUAACCUAUUCUUCUCUGUAUACAGGCUGUUGCAGUGGCAUCCCCAUAGUGCUCCGUUGGCAUGCUUAUAAUACCUCUUUAAGCGUCCAUUUUUUUUUUUUACCUUUUUGUUGACCUAGAGUAGUGCUCAGAAUGGGAUUUAAUCCAGUAUUUGUAUUUACUCUUAACAUGUACUCCUUUGGUUCUACUCACAGUAUUGCAGCUUUUAUUGUAUAUGUACCUUUUGUUUUACAUUUGGAACUACUAGACUAUCAUGUCCUUUUAUUAUAUUCAGUAAGAGUGUUAGCUGAAAGAUUCAAGGUCAAAAUGUACUCUUCUGUUUUUGUUUCUUUUAUUUAUAUCUUAUUUAUUUGCGAGUACCCGGUAUUAUGUUUAGCUAUAGUCUGUGAUACAUUCAAGAACGAUAAACCUUCCAUAAUUGUUUCCACUGUACAUUAAUAAAUUGCGCUUGUUUUAAAUUGGCAGCUUGACUUUGGGUUCAUUAUGAGCCUGUGACGUAUAUAAAAAAAAAAAAAAAUGGUACGGUUCCGACAACGAUAAACAAUGGUUUUAAUAGAUUUUUUCAAAGGUCAGGUCAGGUCAGGUCAUAGAGCUUUACGUGCACAUUCAGAGCAAGCUGUUGUAGCACACGCCUGUCUUGUGCACAAGAGCCGGCCUCCUUAUUGAAUCAUCAGAGUGUAUGACAAUUCACAACACUGUAAAUGAUCCCGAACGUAAGCAUUUACUCAUUUCAGGUAAAAGUUUAAACUUCUGACUAUGAAGUGCUGGUUGAAUUUGUAGGUUAACACUCAUAUAUACAUUUCACAUGAUUAAAUAUGAAACAUUACUAUUUAAAGCAACGAACUAAGUUUUAGACAGAAAUACCAUACAACAUUGUUAGAGAACCAAAUACCUUUACGUCAACAAUUUAUAGUUCCAAAAUAUUGCCACACAGAAAUGAUUGUUUUAGUAAAGGUUGAUCUAAUUUCGAGCAGUCCGUGGCAUAUUACAUUACAUAUUUUCACUAGUUAUGUACAGUAUCCACUUAUUUAAUUUGUUCUAUUUAUUUGUUACAUUGUAAUCAUGUUAAAAUAAAGUAAAAUAAAUGUUAAGAAGUAUG
Molecule: messenger RNA, 4880 nt
Organism: Gigantopelta aegis
Lineage: Eukaryota; Metazoa; Mollusca; Gastropoda; Neomphalida; Peltospiridae
Product: phosphatidylinositol polyphosphate 5-phosphatase type IV-like
Exons: 12
Coding region: 136-2412 (758 amino acids)
Biological process (GO): phosphatidylinositol dephosphorylation
Molecular function (GO): phosphatase activity
Source: RefSeq, a predicted model, not a curated record